Molecule: messenger RNA, 2499 nt
Organism: Meyerozyma guilliermondii ATCC 6260
Lineage: Eukaryota; Fungi; Ascomycota; Pichiomycetes; Serinales; Debaryomycetaceae
Gene: AKL1
Product: serine/threonine protein kinase
Exons: 1
Coding region: 1-2499 (832 amino acids)
Biological process (GO): protein autophosphorylation; actin filament organization; peptidyl-threonine phosphorylation
Cellular component (GO): cytoplasm
Molecular function (GO): protein serine/threonine kinase activity; ATP binding
Source: RefSeq, a predicted model, not a curated record
AUGAGUGGCUUUCCCAAGCUCCCAGAUGGAGCACAGCUUUCUGUGGGAUCCCACAAGGUGACAAUCGUGCGAUAUUUGUCCGAGGGAGGCUUCGCUCACAUUUAUGAGGUUCAAAUAGCAACGGACGAUAAAAAAGGAAGGGUCGGCUGCUUGAAGCGUGUCAUUGUUCCGGAUAAAGGAGGUUUAAACCAGCUCCGAAAAGAAGUGGAUGUGAUGAAAACACUCCGCAAAUCACGUAGUAUUGUCCAGUACUACGAUUCCCAUGCCGAAAGGCUUGAUAAUGGCACAUACCAGGUAUUGGUUCUCAUGGAACUUUGCCCCAACAAAUCGCUUCUCGAUUAUAUGAAUGCCAAGAUUAAAACCAAGCUCACGGAGCCGGAAAUCCUCAAGAUCAUGAAGGAUAUUGGCAUUGGUGUGUUUGAAAUGCAUAAAAAGUACUUGAUCCACCGAGACAUCAAGAUCGAGAACGUGCUUAUAGACGCCAAGCACAACUUCAAGUUGUGUGAUUUCGGCUCCACGUCUCCCCCUAUCCCUCCUCCGGCCGACCAGAAUCAAAUGAGAGUGCUAGCACACGAUAUCAUGUACCAAACGACGCCCCAGUACCGUUCUCCCGAGAUGAUCGAUCUCUAUCGAGGAUUUCCCAUAGACCAAAAAGCGGAUAUCUGGGCCCUUGGUUGUUUUCUUUACAAACUAUGUUACUACACUACUCCCUUUGAGGCCCACGGCGACAUCGCCAUAUUGCAUGCGUCGUUUCAAUUCCCCCCUGCUCCAGCUUACUCAGGUGACUUAAAGAACCUCAUUAUCAUUAUGCUUCAGGAAAACCCUGUCAUGCGCCCUACUAUAGUCCAAGUCCUCAUGUUAGUGGCCAAAAUGCUUCACGUAGACUUUACCGAGUGGAAAAUCGAGGACAUUUAUGCUACUGGAGAAUACAACUUCCACGCACUCAGCGAAUACCAGAGACAGCGCCAAGAGGAGAUGAUGAAGCAACAACAAAUGUACUACCAGCAGCAAAGCUGGAAACCAGACCAACACAACCAACAACAGUUGAACCAUUACAAUCAAUACAAACCGAGCCAACCAGCACAAAAGGUGCACGGUCACCUUAUCCCACAAAAGUCAAGAUUACCCAGCCAAGAAGAACCCAGCCAAGUCAGUGAGGCAAUGCCAGAUACUGUGGGAUCAUUGGACAAGCAGCAUUCAUCAUCCAGCUCAGACGGCUUUCCUGAAAUUGCAGAUCUCGAUAACAUCAACGAAAGAUAUCCAUCAGUCGAAAAUCUUCUUGCAGAUAUUAACUCUGAGAAACCUUUGGAGAGGUCCAGUAGAGAAGGGACCGAUAAGACAGGAGAACUGCACAAGAGCUACGGAUCAAGGGCACUGUCCAAGCACAGUGUAGAGGAUAGUAGAAGCCAUAUACCAACCGUCAGUCCUUCAGAGCCUCACUCCAAUUUAUAUCAAGAACCCUCGCAGACGAAACCAAAACAUAAACUCGACAACAAGGAAGCAUGGGAGACUCAUAAGUCGUAUAUUGAUAAAAAUGCCGAACAAUUGGCUGAUGAUAUCUUUGCUCGUCCCCAUUCUACAAUUCCUAAUCAAGAGUCCAGAAAGAGCACCGAGCUUCAACGUACAGUUUCUGAAGGAGCUGCUGUCCAGGCGUCAAACUACGACCUUGAAAAUGAUUUCGUUAACGAUUAUGUUGACCAAGAGCCGGAACCUGAAGAGAAGAAAGUCCAAGGAUCAGUUCAAGGUCAAGUUCAAAAUCAAGGACAAGCUCCAGGUCCGAAGACAGAGGAAAAACAGCCCGAAUUGGGUGCUGGAUUUCUGCCAUCAUUGGUACCAAACACCGUUUCAGUGAAGCCUGUGCCCGUACCGAACAACAUGGCUCCAUUACAAGCUAGUCCUGAGAUGCAUGCUAUGAACUAUUUCAGUCCCGCUCAAGAACCAUCUCGAGUCCCCAGUCUUUCACGCCACCGUCAUUCCAGCAGCAAUAUUGGAUCUAGCUAUGAAAAGGAUGCACCACCGCUUCCUACUCGCAAAAGCGCCAACCCAUGGGGCAGCUAUACGCUUCCCAAAGUUGACAAACCAGAUGAAACACAGUUUGAAGCAUUGCAAAUAAGCACGCCCAAGGAGCACGAAAUAAGACUGGCAAAGCAUCAGAGCAAGAAUUCUGCCGCGGAUUCCAAUUUAAUCGAUUUAGAAGUUGGGUUGGAAUCGUCUAGUUCAAGCAUAAGCGGUCCAGAAGUAAUGGAUGGAAGAGACUUGCACCUUGCCCAGGGACCUUCAUUAAUUGAUCUCGAUAUCGAGGAAACGCCAUUGCCCGAUAAACCACAUUUCAAAAAGAGGAUCUCUUCUGCCCAGGCUCCUGCUUCGAUGAGUCUUCAAGAAGAGGUGAUUGAUUUUGCGUCUGACGACGAGAACCCCGAUAACCAGUCGAACAUGAACCGGUUGUCCAUUAGAAACUCUCUUUCAAAGAAAAAGGCCAAGGAACACAGAAAGAGCUAA